AUGAGUAGUGUAGUUGUAGAAGUUAAAAAAGUAACAAUUGAUGAAAUCAAUACCUUUUUCCAAUUCUGUGGAGAGAUCAAAUCUAUAAAUGAACUUUCGGAAGGUAAGUAUCAAGUGAAUUUCUUUAAUUCAAGUGCCUCAGAUACUGCCUUGUUGUUAGAUCAAGCAGAAUUAGGUGGUGAAAAAUUGAAGGUAUCCAGUGAUUUACCAACCUAUGAAUCUUCACAAGGUCCAGAUGCUACUGGUUCCACAAUUGCAUCAGCAGAUGAUGUUAAAGAUCACAAAUUACAAGGAGAUGUUAAAACUGGAGAUCCAAAAUAUGAUGAUAUCGAUCAAGAAUCCAAACCAAAAUAUGUUAUAAUGGCUCAAUUGUUAUCAAAAGGUUAUAAAAUCAAUGAUGAUAUCAUUGAAAAAUCCAUCACUUUCGACAAGAAACAUGGUUAUAGUGAUAAAUUCAAGAAAUUUUUGAAUGACAUUGAUAUCAAGUUAGGAGCUAUGACUGAAGACGAUAACAAAGCAGUGGAAUCUGCAAUUUCUGAGAAAGAAACCGAACCAACUAAAUUCAGUGAUGUUGCUGUUAAACAAUUCAACACAAAUGUUGAACAAUUUAAAAAAUCCAAAUAUUAUAGUAAAUUCUCCAAAUACUUCGAUAAAGUUUCCCAAGACUUGGACAAAGCAUCAAAAGAUUUUUCCAAAAACCCUUACGGUGUGAAAAUUCAUGCAUUCUACAAAAAUUUGGUAGGUGAUGUUAGGGCCGUUCAUGAAGAAGCUUUAAGAUUGAAAGAAAUUCACAAGGAAGAAGAAUUAGAAGGUCAAGUUCAUGAUGUUAAAGAUACAAUCGAUCCUAAAUAA
Molecule: messenger RNA, 852 nt
Organism: Yamadazyma jaroonii
Lineage: Eukaryota; Fungi; Ascomycota; Pichiomycetes; Serinales; Debaryomycetaceae
Source: the annotation of a GenBank genome assembly